ACAUUUUUUUCUCCAUCAGCUGACUGCCCACAAGUUAGCUAGCUGCCAGUUUAUGAACAGCUCAGCACAAACAAACCCUCAACAUGACAUCAACCUGCCAACACUGCCAUUCCGCUCUCACAACCACAGACAGUUCCCAUAUUUAUAGAGAAGCACCAGCUCAUGAUGGGGGUUGUUUUCUAACCCGCUGUCACUGGUAGGAGAAAGAGAGACAGCUAAGCUAACGUGACAGCGAACGUUAGCUAGCCAGCUAGCUCGCUGCUUCUGUUAGCCUGCCGAGCGACAGCGAAAAGCUAACAGGCUAAAUUAGCCGAUGUAAAGGGACACCAUGGAGGGGAUUCUGUACAAAUGGACGAAUUACAUGACAGGCUGGCAGCCACGCUGGUUCGUCUUAGAGAAUGGAGUCAUCUCUUAUUAUGACAGCGAGGACGACGUUGGUAAAGGAAGCAAAGGAUCCAUCAAGAUGUCCGUGUGUGACAUUAAAGUUCAUCCGACAGAUCCAACGCGUCUGGAGUUGAUAAUCCCCGGCGAGCAGCAUUUCUACGUCCGAGCUGUGAACGCUGCAGAGAGACAGAGGUGGCUGGUGGCUUUAGGCUCAUCUAAAGCUGGAACUCUGGACAGCCACAAACACAAAGGUCCUGACUGUCUGAAGACGAAGAUGUCUGAACUUCGUCUCUACUGUGACCUCCUCGUCCAGCAGGUCCAAACGAUCCAAUCACAACAGAGCGACGACACAGAGGCCAUGCCCACCUCAGAGGCCUCUCUCCUCAGUGCAACCUGCGCAACUUUCAUCAGGACUUUGGAGGAGUGUAUGACCCUGGCCAACCAAAGUUUGACCCCUGACCUCCGACCUCCUGAAAGGAUGAAGAGGUCAAUCAGUCAUCCUGGAACAUACAGCUUUGACAGGUCAGGUGUGCUUAAGGAGUACUUGAGUGGAGGUCAAAGGUCAACUCAGCGCAGGAACCGGACAUGCUCCGACAGCUCUGUUUAUGAUACUGAACGUGUGCUGCCCAGUCUCAACGGUGACUCGCCCUCCAUUCCCGAAGAGAGAGGAGGCAGUGUGAGCCAAAAGACCACACCCACUGACACAGACACUGACCUGUCCAUCUGAAGACCUGACCUCCAUCCAAAAACUUGCUGGACUCUGUGAGAGGUCAAGAACACGACAAGAUCAAUAUCAGCGACAGUGACCGCAUCCAUUCGAGAUGUUGACGUCAUCUCCAUGAACCAAGGAUGAAUUGACCGACGUUUGACCUCCCCUGGGUCACUGAAGUCAGCUGAUUGCCAAACACAUGUGCAUUGGAGUCACAAUUAAUUUUACGUUUUUAAGUCUUGUCACUGGAGAGACAGAAAAGACAGCGGGAGAGAUCUCACAGCUGCCCUAAGCUGGACUUGAACCUGAGAUGUUGUGAGUAUAAAGUAUGUGAUGAGAGGAUGCUGCAAUGUCAUCCUCUCAUAUUUCAGCAGGUAGCCACAUUCACACUAUGGACACACUCCAAGAGUUGAUGGUAGCCUUUGAGUUCAGAGGGAUUGUGACCUGGCACAGUAUGAAUAACUGAAUUCUGGACAGUUUAGAUGCCAGGGAUCAUUGUUCACUACUAGAAAUGGACCAGAGAUUGUGCAGGAAAUGUUGAAUUUAAACUAAAAUUCUGCAACCAUGAAAGGAAAUCAUCUCUUCGUGAAGUAUUUUCUGCCUUUUCCACUCACUCAAGAAGACUUUCCUAACUUUUUCUUUCCUUUGAGACUUCCCAAGCAUCUUCUAUAUUCUGUUUCCAGGCCUCCGUAAUUGUGCUUGCCUGCUGAAAGCAAAGGUAAAAAGAAGAACUCCGUCCCUCUUCCUGCCAGCUUCUCGUCUCGUAGUGGUCUGAUAUAGCUGAGGAUGAAACCAGAGUGAUAAACAGCGUCCCUGCAGGUUCCUGGAGCCAAUUAUCUCUGUUAGAGUACACAAAUACAGAGAGGAGAGGAGCUUGGGUCUUCAGAUGCCAAAGUUUGCACAAACGUAAUGAUCUACAUUAAAUGUGCUGUCAUUCUGUUUUCUAGUAAAGCUUCGUCUCCACAGUUCAGCUGGUUAUGCUCAGCCAGAACAAUGUUUUGGUGUUUGAAACUGGGAUGAGAAGAAAGACAACACUCCAGUUUGAUCUGCAGCUCUUUGCUGGAGGAGUUUGCACCUUCUCCUCCUGUUUGUUUCUGCUGCGUGAUCAGGGGCCUCAUUUAUAAAAUUCACUUAUGAUCAAUAUGGAGCUUAAGUAUGACUCACACAGAAAAACACGUUGUUUAUAAAUAACUUACUUUGACGUUGAAACGAUGUCAUCUCUAAGCAAAGUCUAGACAUGAUGCAAAUGAUUUUCCUGCUGGUUAUGUGAGGGUGUUGCAGUUUGGGAUGUAAAUGCACCCAAGCCUGUGGUCAGCUUUACAUUCGCUUUUUGAACAAUGUGAUAGGAUGAUCCCUUAAAGGUGUGAGGAGUUCAUUGCCAGACGCAAGGUGUUUUGAAAUAAAAACCGUUUGCGCUGUUCUAUAAAUAGUGUGUCAAAUUAGAAAGCCCCGGCUGUUCCUCACAAAACCCUCAUAUGUGUAAGCGUUAUAUAAGGGGGAGAUCGCUAAGGCUGGUGCCGUCGCUUUAAAGUUACUUUGAGAUUUAUAGAUCACAGGUGUGGUUGUUACAAAUGCGCUUCUUAGAACCUGCGUAAGCAAGGUUUUUUAUGUGAAUGGAACGUAAGCACACAGUCGGAAAUACUCAAGUUCAACAUUUUUAUAAAUGAGACCCCUGGUGAAGUCUCUAAACUACCGAUAGGUGUGAAUGUGCAAGUUACUGCCUUUUAAUGUUUGUAUUUCUUGAGUGUUUUCUUGCCUUUUGGUGAUGAAUUCCAGCCUAACGUGACCCCGAAAAACAAAAACAGCAACUUAAUAAACACAAAUAGACUAAACACUUAACAACAUUAGGAAACAUACUCACAGACUUGUUUUUUAAAGCAUGUGUUUGUUGAGAAUGUUUCCUUUCUUUGAUGGUGUUUCACUUAUUUGCAGCCGUAGAUUAAGUGCUUAAAUGAAUGAACUGGGUCGAGGAUUGAAGUUCAGCAGAGAGUUCAGAUGAUGCCUUUUGUGCACAUGGUAGUCUUUCUCCGUCAGUCUGAGCAGUAGCUGCACUUUCCUCUGCCAAAGCAAACAACAGAACCUUGUCAAAAGGGGAUUAAUCAGCAUUCACCUCUAAAAUAAAAACAUGUAGGAGUAUCUCAUUUUCCUGGGUUGCCAUAAGACAAAUCAGUCUUCAGGUAAAAAAUGAUAUACCUGGUGGAGGGAGAACAGUUAGCUCACAAAUCCAAAGUGUCGGCUUAAAGUUGUGAAUCGAAUUUCCUGCCAAAAUGACCUCCUAAGCCCGCCCACUGUUGUCUUGUGACACGCUGUGGUGUUCCAACGCAUGCAAAAGACGUCAUCUGAACACAAACAAUCGUGAGGUAAACAAUCAUCCCCAGUGACGAAUAUGGAGUUUCCUGCUAGAAGACUGGACUGACGGGAAACUACAAGAAACUCCUGAUUCUGUUUCUUAUGGAGAGAGAGGUCCUGUGGUAUGCUUUCGACGGUGAACCUUCACCUGUAAAGCCAUCGUAGUGUGUGGCAGCAGCUUAGGGGACAGUUCACUCCUUCACAAAUGUCAGCUUUGGACAAAAACACGUUUGCUAGCGUGACUUUGUAUUUACCUUUAAGACACUUUAAUAUUCUGAUGUUUUCUUGGCCUGGGGAAUUAUGUCUACACAGACUGACCACAGCUGCUUUAAUCUCUCCACCAAUCAGGUAUUUUCACUCCACCUUCAGAGAUUAGACUGCAUCAAAUAAAUUCAGUUGCCCCAAACACGUACAGUAACUCUCCCCAACAUGCAGUGUAUAGGUGUGGUUGUUUUUUGCACUUUAGAGUUAAAAACAAUGUCCUUUUUUGAAUGUUGGUGCUCUGAAAAAAGGAUUCCAGUGACAAAGGUACUGUGGUGGAUAACAGUGAUGAUGAUUGUGAAACUGAUAUUAAUGUUUAAAAAAAAAAAAAACUAUUUUUGUUUCUAGUCAGUCUCUAUAUUUUUAUUUUGAAAGGAUGUUUUGGAGUUUCAGCAGCCUUAUAUGUAACAUUAUGUAAACAUACAGAACUUCCUUCUUGUAUUACCUUUACCAAAAUGUGUGUUCAGUAUUUGUUAGGUAACUGUUUAUCUUCCUGCGUUUUCUUGAACUUCCCUUCACUGUCUCUAAAUACUGUGAGGAUGUCUCUCCAGAGGCCGCCAGCUGUUUCCAGUAAGAGUUCAGUCUGUCAUCAGACAGUUUAGCCACUGCAGUUUUUAAUUUCCCACGCAUGUUGGCUCCAUGUUCAGCUUCUGAUGUCAAAUAAAUUGUGAUUUUAUAAUUAUUUAUAACAGCAUGGUAGUUCUAUAUUUUAUCUUUAAAUGAUGAUUUAUAUUCCUGUUGCCUAUCAGGUAAUUUUAUUCAUGAUGGAAACAUAAGAUGGAUUUAAAGCACCUGCAGGAGCUUGGAAAGCAGUUAAAUCUGUUCCAAAUUAAUUGUUAAACAAAAACAGGUUAUCAAACAAUAUAUAUAAAGAAGAAAAUAUACAAAAGCUCAAGUUUGUGAAUGUUUUCUUGUGUGUUUUGGCAGUUUUAACGGCCUUCAUUAUGAAUUCAUAUUGGACAGACGGUCUCUUUAAAGGACAACAUUUUGGGAAUCAUGCCUAUUCUCUUAGAGUUAGUCUUCGUGUUAGAAGAUUGAUCCCACUCUUAUAUUUGUCUGGUAUUUAAAAGGUAAUCUGUAUGUUUUUUUGUAUGGAUUAAACAAACAAAAUAUAAUGUGUUAGUUAGUGAACUUUGGAUUUUGUAACCUUUGGACAGAAUUAGGCUAGCUGUUUCCCUUUGUUUCUAGUCUUCAUGCUAAGCUAAGCUAAGCUAACCACCUCCUGGCUCUAGGUUAAUAUUUACAGUGGUAUUAAUCUUCUCACCUAAGGAAGUGGAUAAUUUGCCAGAAUGUGAAACUAUUCCUUUAAGGCUUUGGUCAACACAAAUAUCUCUGUUUCUUGUUUAGAGGAUGAAGGAGGAAAAUACCUGAAUUAAACCGCUGAACUACGACUGAAUCAUAUUUUCUUUAUUCUGUGUUUUUUACAGUCUGUCCAGUUUUUUUUGGACAAACCAGUGGAGAGAUUUUCAUGCCUUAAGUGUCUCUGCACGAAGUAACGUGUGUGGUUGUAUGCGACUUUUCAUUGUCUAAACAAAUAAAAAUAUUUUAAACUGAA
Molecule: messenger RNA, 5258 nt
Organism: Dicentrarchus labrax (European seabass)
Lineage: Eukaryota; Metazoa; Chordata; Actinopteri; Moronidae
Gene: plekha3
Product: pleckstrin homology domain containing, family A (phosphoinositide binding specific) member 3
Exons: 8
Coding region: 329-1111 (260 amino acids)
Biological process (GO): receptor recycling; retrograde transport, endosome to Golgi; endosome organization
Cellular component (GO): trans-Golgi network; recycling endosome; early endosome
Source: RefSeq, a predicted model, not a curated record